AUGAACGCUCUGAACCCCAGUCGGAAUAUAUUCUGGACCAUUCAGAGACCAUCCCCUCUACUCUCGCUGGCUACCCCAACUGUUCUCGGGACAUGUCGGCACAACAGCUCAACCGAAUCGAAAGUCAACGAAGCGCGAACUGCUCUCGCGAAAGCCUUCCCUAGAUCGAAGUCAAUCGUCACGACUAAAGGCACCCACUCCAACAAAGCAGAGCACGUUCUGACAACCAUCGACCAACUCGUAAACUGGGCACGCCAAAGCUCCCUAUGGCCGCUAAGCUUCGGCCUCGCCUGCUGUGCCGUUGAAAUGAUGCAAGUCUCGAUGCCCCGCUACGACCAAGAUCGACUCGGAAUAAUCUUCCGCGCUUCCCCUCGACAAUCCGACGUCAUGGUCGUGGCUGGCACAGUCACUAAUAAAAUGGCACCCGCUCUCAGGCAGUGCUAUGAUCAAAUGCCGGACCCCAAAUGGGUUAUCAGCAUGGGUAGCUGUGCGAAUGGGGGUGGAUACUAUCAUUACAGUUAUAGUGUUCUUAGGGGUGUGGAUCGAAUUGUUCCUGUUGAUGUUUAUAUUCCAGGUUGUCCGCCAACGCCUGAGGCAUUCCUGUAUGGUAUUUUCCAGUUGCAGAAGAAGAUGCGGCACACCAAAGUUACGCGGAUGUGGUAUCGGCGGUAG
Aspergillus pseudotamarii is the source of this 672-nucleotide messenger RNA. RefSeq names its product NuoB/complex I 20 kDa subunit family protein. The coding region runs from base 1 to 672 and encodes 223 amino acids. Gene Ontology annotation, biological process: aerobic respiration; mitochondrial respiratory chain complex I assembly; electron transport coupled proton transport. The transcript has 3 exons. The record is from RefSeq and is a predicted model, not a curated record. Gene Ontology annotation, molecular function: quinone binding; 4 iron, 4 sulfur cluster binding; NADH dehydrogenase (ubiquinone) activity. NCBI's taxonomy places the organism in Eukaryota, Fungi, Ascomycota, Eurotiomycetes, Eurotiales, Aspergillaceae.